Molecule: messenger RNA, 420 nt
Organism: Pteronotus mesoamericanus
Lineage: Eukaryota; Metazoa; Chordata; Mammalia; Chiroptera; Mormoopidae
Product: 39S ribosomal protein L42, mitochondrial-like
Exons: 1
Coding region: 1-420 (139 amino acids)
Cellular component (GO): mitochondrial large ribosomal subunit
Source: RefSeq, a predicted model, not a curated record
AUGGUGGUAGCAGCAGUGAAGCUGGUGUUAUCAAACAGAGCUCUCUUGAAGCAUUUAUUUCCAAUUCAAAAUGGAGCUUUGUAUUGUAUUUGUCAUAAAUCCAUGUAUUUUUCUCUUCCAGAUGACUGUAAUUGCAAAGCUUUGACAUCUGAAGGCAGGAUGAUAGUUUGCUGCCAUCCUUCUGUGAGCAUUCCAUACGAACACACAAAAUCUAGCCCUCAGCCAGAUCCUGUGCAUAAGCAUGAAGAAACACAGGAUCAAGUGCUGAAAACCAGAUUAGAAGGAAAAAAUGAACGCUUUGAGCAAGUACCCAUAAUGGAACAAAUUAGCAAAAUGCUCUUCAGUGCUAAGCAUUGUUGGUAUCCUCGUGAACAGUAUCAAAGAUGUCCCAGGAAACUGAAUUCUCCCAAAGACACAUAA